GGUCCUUCAUCAGUCGUGUGACUCGAGAAAAGAAGACGAAUCUUCUCCAAAGCCUGGGUUGGUGCAGACGCGCAGAAGAAACAGAGGAGCGGUGAAUGCCUUCGAAUUCCCUUCUCGUCCGCCUCCGAGCUCUCUCUCUCUCUCUCUACCCCGUUGGUCUCGCAAUUUCUGAUUUCCUCCCAAAUUGGUGGUCAAAUUCGCAAUACCAUCUUCACUUUGCGCACUCGGAUGCCCCUUUUGUGAGUUGCAAGCCUCCCUCUCCCUCUCCCGGGGUGGAAAGGUUUCAAAUUUAGUGAGGUGAGAUCAUGAAGAUGCUUUUUUCGAUUCUGGUCUCUUUAAGGGGUUUCUACUUUGGUUUGUAAGAUGUUGAGCUGGUGGUAGUGUGACUCUCUAAUUGGAGAAUUGGAGUGGGAAGAUAGAGUAUAAUGAGGUUGUUUCCAUUGAGCUCCAGCUCGAGCUCGAGCUCAGGCUCGAGCCUGGUGAAGGAGGAAGGAGGCGAUCGUGCUUUUCUGUAUCUCAAUGUCUAUGAUCUCACUCCAAUUAACAACUAUCUUUACUGGUUUGGGCUUGGGAUUUUCCAUUCGGGUAUUGAAGCCCAUGGCUUAGAAUAUGCGUUUGGAGCUCAUGAAUAUCCUACAAGUGGGGUUUUUGAGGUGGAACCAAGAAGUUGUCCUGGCUUUAUUUUCAGAAGAUCAGUGCUAUUGGGCAGUACCAACAUGUCUUGUUCAGAAUUUCGAUCAUUUAUGGAGCGCCUCUGCCAAAAAUAUCAUGGAGACACUUAUCAUUUGAUUGCAAAGAAUUGCAAUCAUUUCACUGAUGAAGUGUGCAAAGAAUUGACUGGAAAGUCAAUUCCUGGAUGGGUAAAUAGACUGGCCCGAUUAGGUUCUUUCUUCAACUGCCUACUUCCACAAAGCAUACAGGUUGCGGCAGUUCGACAUCUGCCUGACCAUCCAACAUAUUCUGAUGAUGCCUUGGACUCGCCUGCAUCGUCUGUAACAGUGGAUAGUGAGGAGGAUGAGUUAGAUCAUCACUUGCUGACCUUGCCUGAUGGAGAUUUUGCAUUUCUCAAAGAAAAACCAGUGAGACUGGCCAAGGAGCUCCUUUAAAUUCUUCAAAUCCAUUGCACUGGCAUUUGAAUUAUAGCCAUUGGUGAAUGGCCCAUGAUUUCCAUAUCCAAUCGGUUGUAACAUCAUCGCUACUAUCCACAUAGGAGUACCCAAUACUUGAUAGAUGUAGAUCCAUUGUAUGUAGGUGUAAAACUCUACUCCUGUUAUUACAGGUAAUAACCGGGUAGAUUACCUUGGCAGUUGGCAUUCUUUUCAGUUUGCACCUAAUGAGUUUACACUAGUUUCAUA
Syzygium oleosum is the source of this 1355-nucleotide messenger RNA. Its product is annotated as deSI-like protein At4g17486. Gene Ontology annotation, molecular function: deubiquitinase activity. Bases 426 to 1106 code for a protein of 226 amino acids. Gene Ontology annotation, biological process: protein deubiquitination. The transcript has 5 exons. NCBI's taxonomy places the organism in Eukaryota, Viridiplantae, Streptophyta, Magnoliopsida, Myrtales, Myrtaceae. The record is from RefSeq and is a predicted model, not a curated record.